AUGGCAGACUCGGCAGUAGCAGGUCCAUCUCAUGCCCCGGGAGGGGCCGCACAAUCUUGGCGCCAAUUUACCUUCUUCGACCACGAGGAGGUCAAGGAUGCCGACGACCUCGCCUCUAGCCCCAGAGCGCUCAAAGAUCUCACUCCUCCGCUGUGUAUCACACCAACAACCCCCGAAUCCCCCCUACCAGCAUCCAUCAUUGUCUCCUCAGGACAGACCAUCACCCUCCUCGACCGACACUUUCAGCCCCUCACUUCAUGGGUCGCAUGGGAAGGCAAUGGUCGGGCGACACACAUUGCCGAAGCGGGCGGUAUGGUCCUGGCUAUCGGCGAGGAGGAUGGGAGCCGGUACCCCGUGCUCAAGAUCUGGGACCUGACGAGGGAAGAGAAGAAGCGCAAGGGAGGGGGACCGGUGUUGCUGCGGAACACAAAGAUCCAGAAUGGGCAGAGACCCUCCCUGGUGACCGCAGUAGCGCUGAGCUCGACACUGUCCCACCUCGCUAUCGGUCUAGGAGACGGAACGGUCCUAGUCUACCGGCACCUCCUCCAGUCACUGACUACCUCGCCGACUGCUCUCACCUCUCUUCCGAAAGCUCGAGUCAUACACGAAUCGCCAGAACCCAUCACCGCCUUAGGUUUCCGGGAAGCCAAGCACCCCGCGAAGACUAGCGCAAAAGCGGACGGCCCGGCUGGACCCCUUCUCUACGUCUGCACGGUCAGCCGGGUGUUCAUCGCAGAGCUCUCAAGCCGGAGUGGCCAGGCGAAGCCUAUCGACGAGCUGGGGUGUGGAUUGGGCUGUGCGGUGCCUGACUGGGAGGGAAAAGAUAUGAUCAUGGCUCGUGACGACGGGGUUUACACAUACAACGCGGGAGGUAGAGGCGUAACGUAUGCCUAUGAGGGUCCCAAAUCAUCCAUCUCUGUCCACAAGCAGAAUCUUAUUGUCGUUUCGCCAUCGUUUGUGCCUUCCGCAAGCUCGAACUCGGCGACGGUUCGGCAAUACGUCGCCAAAUCGGGCGGAGGAGAUAGCAGUCGGGACAUCGCCAAAGUCACCAUCUUUGAUCUGCAGAACAAGCUCAUCGCCUAUUCUGGGACCUUCAAGGAUGGGGUUAGGGCGGUGUUCUGCCAAUGGGGUGAUGUCUUUGUUCUGGGUAGCGAUGGCAAGCUAUCGAGACUGGAUGAGCACUCUACUCAGGCAAAGCUCGACGUUCUAUAUCGCCGAAACCUGUAUACCCUUGCCCUGGACCUCGCCAAGACGUCUGGUAUGCCCACUCCCGGCGUCGCCGAGAUACAUAAGCGGUAUGGAGACUAUCUAUACGGCAAGGGUGACUUUGACGGCUCGAUGAGUCAAUUCACCCAGACCUUGGGGCACCUCCAACCAUCCUAUGUCAUCCGCAAAUUCCUCGACGCCCAACGCAUACACAACCUUACGACUUACCUCCAAUCCCUUCACUCACACAACCUCGCCAAUCCAGAUCACACAACACUCCUUCUCAAUUGCUAUACCAAGACGGGCGACAAGACCGCACUGGACAACUUCAUCAAGACGGAGACUAGGCGCGCGGACGAAGCGGGCGGAGGUCUGGACGAUCUACCAUUCGACCUGGAGACGGCCAUUCGGGUCUGCAGGCAGGCUGGAUUCUUUGAGCACGCGAGCUACCUCGCAAGAAAAUAUGGGCGGCAUGAGGAGUUCUUGCGGGUUCAAAUCGAGGACGCGGAGGAGUAUGGGGAUGCCUUGAAGUAUCUGCGGAGUCUGGGGCCUGAAGCUUGCCAAGCAAAUUUGAUGAUCUACGGCCGGACACUGCUUUAUCAUGACCCGGAGGAUACCACGGAUCUCCUCAUCGAUCUCUGCUCUGGUACGCUCGGCAAGCGACCGCCUCCGGUCCAGCAGUCCACAGACGAGGCGUCAAAGGCGAACGGGUCCGGCGGUCCCGCGGUACUGUCGUACUUGGGAUACAACAGGGUCGCCGGGAUGUUCACGUCGGAACCGCAGCCGGCAUCGCCCAUAGCGGAGACUGCUCGUCCAGCAAUAAAGAACGGCGAAAGGUCUGCAUCUCGCCUGACCCAGCCGGGCAGCAAAUCCAGCGGGGACCCGGACCAGAAGAUCGAAGUCCCAGCGGAAGCUGUCCCCUCAUAUACCCCUCCCUCGCCUCGGCAGUACUUUGCCCAUUUCAUCGACCACCACGACCUCUUUGUCCAUUUCCUCGAGGCGGUCGCGCUCACCCUCUGGUCGCAAAAAGUCGACACGUCCGCCACUCAGCGCACAACCCCUAUACAGGCCCCUCCUGCCUAUGACACCUUUGGUGCGUCGUCGGACCGCAAACCCCCUUCGGAUCCCAGAGAGGAAGAUCAGCGAGCGGUAUGGAACACCCUUCUCGAGCUGUACCUCGAUUCCACUUCCUCCUCGGACCCCGCCGUCUCCUCUCUCGCCCGGUCUAAAGCCCUCGGUCUGCUGUCAAGCGAUCUGCCGCACGACACCAUGCACGCCCUCCUCCUCUGCUCCACGGCAGGCUUCACGGACGGGAUGGUCCGGCUCUGGGAGAAUAUGGGGAUGUACGAGGACGUCCUUCGGUUCUGGAUGUCGGCGCCUGCUCCUUCAUCGGGCGAGUCGCAUCCGUCCGAUGAGGUCCUGAGGUGUUUGCAGCUGUACGGGCCAUCCAAGCCGCAUUUGUACCCGCUGAUCCUGCGCUAUCUUACCUCGUCGCCGGAGGUCUUGAGCAGGCAGUCGGGUCAGCUGGGACGGAUACUGGAGCAGAUUGAUGAAGGGCGAAUCAUGCCGCCGCUGGCGGUGGUGCAGCUUCUGAGCAGGAACGGGGUGGCGAGCGUAGGGAACGUCAAGGAGUGGUUGAGGAGCAAGGUGGCAGAGACGAGGCAGGAUGUGGAAUCGGACAAAUCCCUCGUCAAUUCUUACCGGACCGAGACCGCCCAAAAGACUGCCCAAUUGAGCUCACUCGCCAACCCCACCCAACCCGAAAUCUUCCAAGUCACCCGCUGCGCCUCGUGCUCGCAGCAACUCGACCUCCCGGCUGUCCACUUUAUGUGCAAGCACUCUUACCACCAGCGCUGUCUCUCGGACUCUGAGCCAGAGUGUAUCCUGUGUGCUAGGCAGCAUGCGGUGAUUCGGGAAGUGAGGCGGAAUCAGACGCGGUUGGCGGGGAGGCAUGAGCUGUUUGUGGCGGAGGUGGAGGAUGCGGAGGAUGGGUUUGGGGCGGUAGUGGGUGGAUUUGGGAGGGGGUUGAUGAAUCUCAGAGUGGAGGGAUAG
Molecule: messenger RNA, 3258 nt
Organism: Dioszegia hungarica
Lineage: Eukaryota; Fungi; Basidiomycota; Tremellomycetes; Tremellales; Bulleribasidiaceae
Exons: 9
Coding region: 1-3258 (1085 amino acids)
Biological process (GO): vacuole organization; organelle fusion; endosome organization
Cellular component (GO): HOPS complex; endosome
Molecular function (GO): protein binding; protein-macromolecule adaptor activity
Source: RefSeq, a predicted model, not a curated record